AUGGUGAGAUUCUUGCCAUUUGCAAUGUUGGGCAGUGAUGCAGAUACCCGGGAUCCCAUUACAUCAGAAUAUCCGACCUCGCAGGUUGCAUCAGUGGGCCAGGAUGUGGUGCUCACGACAGCACCCGGCGGAAACAACAAGAAUUUUGCAGAACCGUCAAGCUGGGUAGAUCCAACCGUGCCAGUGACAGGUAUCUUUCCUGGGACGGUUUCAUGGCCCUCAGUCAGCGAGUUGACCACAUACACAGCACCAAGUGAGACAUCCGCUGUCAAUGGUAUCAGUUCAGAAGCCAGUCCAACGAGCCUGCCGGAUGCAUCAUAUACUCCAUCAUCGACACCAACACCAAAAACCUCGACAACACCGUCAACUUCAAACUUAUCUUCUCUCACAUCCACCCAAACAACCACAAUCUCAGCCUCGGCCUCAGAAACAAGCUCAUCAGCAGCCAGCGACCCAACCACUUUCUCCGGCGGCCCAUCAAAAACAACAAAAAUCGCCAUAGCAGUCCCAGUCUCAGUAAUUGGCCUAGCUCUAAUCCUAGCGCUCCUAUUCUUCUUCUACCGUCGACGACGCCGCGAAAAGGAACGCAACGCCCUGCCACCACCAUACGAAAUAGCAACAGGCCACCGAAGCGAAGUGUCAACACAAGAGCUAAUGAUGUCUCCUAAAACCUCGACACCAGAACCAAGACAUUCACUUUCGACACCGGCAAUGUCCUCAGCGGCCACGUCCAUGCCCAUGCCCAUGCCACGGAUCCCGAUUAUCAGCACCUCACCCUCGACGGAAAGUCGGGGUCGAACGCCCAGUCUCGAUCGCAGUCCUGGCUCGGGCUCCGUGCACCGCAUGUCUAUGGCGCGUGGACCUGGUGACUCCGAAGCGGAGAUUGGGGUUGCGGUUGCUGUUCAGAUGGACCAGAGGCGAAGUGCCACGGAGCAGGAUUUGAGGGGUCGAGUUGCGUCCGUUACGUCGUCGAGGGGGCCGUCGCGGUUGGCUAGGAUGCCGUUUGAGGAUUUUUCGGAUGAUGAGGUUGGUAUUGGCAUUCCUGUUGGUGGUUCGGAUGAUGAUGUUGACGCCGUUUCUGAUGUGUCGGAUUUGGAUGGGCGGAGGAGGGAGAGGGACUUUGAUGAGGUUUCUGUGGUGUCGUCUUUUGAUGAGGCGUCGCCGAUAGGUGAGCAGGAGAGGAGGCGGUUUCAGGGAGUUUGA
This is a messenger RNA of Penicillium egyptiacum, 1203 nucleotides long. Lineage: Eukaryota; Fungi; Ascomycota; Eurotiomycetes; Eurotiales; Aspergillaceae. The record is from the annotation of a GenBank genome assembly.